Manduca sexta (tobacco hornworm) is the source of this 2796-nucleotide messenger RNA. RefSeq names its product ankyrin repeat domain-containing protein 39. Bases 332 to 853 code for a protein of 173 amino acids. The transcript has 3 exons. Gene Ontology annotation, molecular function: protein binding. The record is from RefSeq and is a predicted model, not a curated record. NCBI's taxonomy places the organism in Eukaryota, Metazoa, Arthropoda, Insecta, Lepidoptera, Sphingidae.
UUUACAAACAAGCAAUUUAGCUAACCUGCCACUAUCUGAAGAGGGUGUUGUAUACAUAGCUAUCAAGGGAUCUUUGCAUGCUAAUGAUUGUUCAGUAUUUGGACUGGGUGAUGAAGAAGUGAGAGCUCUUUCCAAAAAGUUUCCAGGAACUGGUGUUGUAGUUAAUGGAGUUGCCAUUAAAGCCAAUGUACUAGUAGCUAUGAAUUCUUUAGCUCAACUUGGCUACAAGAUCAUUUCGAGCACUGGAGAAACUGAAAUAACUUGGACCUUGCAACGGGAUAUUUAAAAAUAUUACUAACUACAUUAUAAUCUUUGUCUAAUCUUGUCAAAAAUGGACCACAAUAAUUGUGAUCACUCUAAUUGUACAAAUGCUACUGCAACUUCUUCAGUAUGCCAAACUUUAUCAGAAAUGGAUUGGGAAAGAGGCAUGUGGUAUGCAGCAUUCAAUGGCGAUAAGGAUAGAGUUCACUUACUUAUUGAUAAGAGUAUGAAAGUGAAAGAAGCUGUAAAUGCACCAGAUAAUUCUGGCUAUACCGCACUUCACUAUGCUGCACGCAACGGACAUGUUGAUAUUUGUAAAACACUUUUGAGUAAUGGGGCACUUAUUGAUAGUCAAACAAGGACAGGCAAAGCUACCCCCUUACAUAAAGCUGCUGCUGCAGGUAAAGUGGAAGCAGUAAAGUUUCUAAUUCAGUCUGGAGCAAAUAUUCGUUUGCAAGACAUUGAUGGUGAAACAGCUCUUCACAAGGCAGUGGCAAACAAGAAUUUUAACUUGGUGGAUAUUUUGCUGCAAGCUUGCCCAGAAUUAAAGAUGAUUAAGGACAAUAAAGGCCGUUCUGGAAUUGGAAAUUAAUUUAUAAAGGCUUUUGUAAUAAUAUUUGUACACAUUUCAAAGAUAUAUGAAUAAUAUUUGUAUCACAAAUUUUCACUACACAUUUAAUUCAAAAUACUGAUAAGAUAAACAUGAAUUUAGAUAUGUAUAUCUUAGUAGGGUGUGUCGUGAUUUACAACAAAUAACUUGAGCAUUUCAUAAACAUGUUCUGCAAUCAAUCAUCUGAUGAAGCGCGACUAGAUAUAUUGACGUGAUAAAUAAAUAAAGACUAAAUUCCUCCAUUGCAUGAUUGAAUAUACUAUUAAGAAAAGGUUCAGGAAAUUGAAAAAAAACUUACUAUUUUAUAAAGUAGUGUUAAAAAAAAUAUAUUUUUGGGUUACAAUUUGGGUUCAAUUAGUAAUAAAAAUUACACAAGUUUUGUUAUUUGUUAUUAUAUGCAUUAAUAUGUAGAUAUUUUAUAUUUAUGAUAUUCACCCUUUUCGAAAUUGCAUAUUCAAUUAUUUAAUCUAGAUAGUUUCGGAACGCAUAUUUAUGCCGUUUGAGUAGUUGCGAAACAUAUCCAGUCCAUGCCAGAGACAUAAUUAUUCACUUUUUUACACGAGGCACUGUAUCUGAAACAAUUAGCACGCUUGUAGUAUACUUUGGAUAUUGAACGCAAAAUUAUUAUCAUAUCAAUACACGCAAAAUGCAUGUGGUAUUGUCGCUUUUAGUAUUGUGUUUAAAUUAUGAACAAAACUUACAAUAGUAGCAUGUACAAUGAACAGGGAAGGAAAAACUAAUGAUAAUGUACCUUCAUUUCAAUAAUGCUAUACUUUGGACCAGACAAAUACAUCAAAUACAAAAUGAUUUCUCUAUUGAUAAGUGUUUACAAAUUGUAUUUUAUUAUUCGUUUUUCCUUGUUUGUAAAAUUUUACUAUACUUUCGUACUUUUGUAUAGUUUUUUCCCAAGUGAAAGAUCCUUAAUAUUUUCUACAAAAAUAAUUUGUAAUAACAUUAAGUAUACUACCUUUGAUUGCCCCCAUAGGUAGAGCACUUAACAUUUAAUAUAUUUCAUGUAUAUUAUUCCUUAAGUAUGAAUUAUAAUAUUUUUUUAUUUCUUUUUUUGUUUACUCAAUGACCAAUAAGGAUUUACUUUUUGUUUGAUUUAUAUACCUAUAUUUAAUUUAAUUAGUUUCUAACUUUGUAUAGGUAUUAUUCAACUAAUACAUUAUAUUUAUAUACAUAGACUUAGAAAUUCGAAAAAAUUAUUGCUGUUGCAUUCUUAUUUAUUAAUAUAUUCUAUAUUUAUGUUAAACAAUUUUGUUAUUUUUUUUAUCUAAGUCAAAUGAAAGAACACCAUUAUCGUUCGAUUUAAUCUACGAAAUAUCAAGUACGCAUCUGUCCUAGUUCCUUAACUUCGUAACUUCAUAUAUUGGUGUAUUUGUUGUACCUUACUUAUAGAAAUAAGAAAGUCUUGUAUGCAAUUGUAUUGUAGUACCCAAUCUCUUAAAUUGCAUUUCGAAUACUAUAUUUGAAAAAGUAAUGUUUGUCUGACAACAUAAAGAAAAAGUUUUAUUUUCACCGAACUAAAAUGUGCUGCAUUUAUAGAUUUAAAAUUUGUGUGUAUGGUAGAAAACGUUUUAAUCUUGCUACAAGUUUGUGAAAAUUAAUAGGUAGGUACUUCAUAUUUGAUGUUAACAGGUAUAUUUGCUAAUUAUAUUAUUGUUUUUAAGGGAAUAAAUGUUAAAAAUGGGUACCAUAAAUUUUUAUCGGAUGUGUGUAAACACUCCUUUCAGUAUUUUUUUGUUAAAAGCUAUUUAUUGUAAGUUGAUUUAAAUUUUAAAUUGCUGGAUGCAUAUUUAUUUAUGCAGGUCUGUGUUACAUAGCUGUACCAAAAAAUUAUUCCAUAAACUUUGAAAAAACUAAAACAUUUUUUCUUUGUAAUAAGAUAUGUUUAAUGAAAUAAAAUUAGUUUUAAUACAUUA